UUUAGAGCCACUAAAAGCCUGACACGUCUGAUUUUGAAUACAAGAGAAUGAAACGCUUCAUAUAUUGGGGGCUAGUAUCCCUCCUGUGUGUCGCCUCUAAAAACCAUGUGAGUGCAUCAGACAACCCAUGCCGAGGAAUUGCUGGAAUAGAUCGUGUUCCCGAUCCGGAUGAUUGCCGACGCUACUUUCUGUGCAUCGAAGAACAAGCUUUCCCCGAGGAGUGUGGUCCCGGUUUGAUCUUUGAUGUUAUAGUGAACCAGUGCAACCGCGAGGAAGAUUCAGUGUGCGUGAAAGAUCUCGUUACACCACCAACUCCAUCGAUUUCGUCGACAUCUACUGUUGCCACACCUCCAACUCCUUCAAAUCCUCCGAUACCGUCGGCCCCGACACCAUCACCGCAACCUCCGACAUCAACAGCGCAACCUCCGAGUCCACAGCCGCCAUCGCCCGUGGAACCACCAUACUGUCCAGUGGACAAAGAAUUCUUUGCUUCCCAUCCAGAUUGUACCCGGUUCUAUCGGUGUGUAUUCGGAAGACUGCACGUACAAGACUGUCCGCCAAACCAGCACUGGAAUCAGGAACGGCAAUAUUGCGAUCACGUUUGGAAUGUUCCUUGUGCCUAGACUGUUUAGCUUUAGGCUUGUGUCUUGUUAAAAUCGUUAUUUAACAUUUGGUUUACUUUAAUAGCAACCAAAUUUCGUACAUCAUCGAUUAUUUUUUUGUAAACCUAUCAGAAAGAAAUUUGUUCCAGAUUCAGCACCAGUAAAAGUAUGAAAUAUCUUCAUCUAAUUAUUGGAUCUUGAAAUUUAGUUUGCUGCUAAAGCGAGGUAAUUGUUAGGCAGACGAUUUUGUAGA
This is a messenger RNA of Topomyia yanbarensis, 855 nucleotides long. Its product is annotated as probable chitinase 10. The coding region runs from base 48 to 623 and encodes 191 amino acids. The record is from RefSeq and is a predicted model, not a curated record. Gene Ontology annotation, cellular component: extracellular region. Gene Ontology annotation, molecular function: chitin binding. The transcript has 2 exons. Lineage: Eukaryota; Metazoa; Arthropoda; Insecta; Diptera; Culicidae.